GUUCGUUUUUUAAACAGUAAAACAUUGCGGCUUCGUUCUUACUGCGGUCGCCUUGUGCAAUCGCAGUGCACACUGCAUUGAAAAAUAAUAAUAAAAGCGUGUUGAUGGCGUUCUUCAUUUUUUCGUCGCACGCUAGAUUACAAACUGGAUCCCCUGUAAAAGUAUAUUCGUUUGUUUAAUUUGAUGAAGAAUCGCAAUCUCCUUAUAGUAAUAUCGAUCAUAGACAUAUGAAUAUCAAGUAACAGCUGUGUGCAAUUGGAUCCCCACAGAUUUUAACCUUUAUCCGUUCUCUUUAAUUUGCGCAAUUGUAUUCCAUUGCUGUACCGAACUCCUGUCGAUCCAAGAUUUAUUUCAGUAUAUAAUUAAGCACAUAAAUUCUGAGAAAGAAUUACUUGUGUUGAAAAUGCCCUGGACAGGAUAUUCCUUAUUAGCCCUCGCCUGCAUUUUUGGUGUGGUGGUGUCAUACGGUGGUGGAUAUGGCGGUGGAGGUUAUGGAGGUGGGGGUUACGGGGGCGGUUACGGUAGCGGCGGCUAUGGUGGUGGCAAUGGUAUUGGCGUUCCCCCAUUCUUUCCCUGGUGGCCAUUCAUUAAUCCCUACGUUGGAUUAAGUUACACUCCAUCAUAUAAUCCCAAAUACAAAGGAAACUAUUACUAUUAUAACGGUGACUAUGAUGGACCGGUCAGAGAAGAGAAUACACCGGUGUCGACGAGUUACGGGUCCAGUUAUGGAUCGUCCGCCUCUAGUUACGGCUCAUCAUCCGGUUAUGGAUCGGCCUCUUCGGGUGGUUACGGUGGCUAUUAGUCAAAGAACGAACUACGAUAUUGUACAUUAACGAACACUGCGAUAUUUCGAACCUGGUUUUCUAACCUGGUUGACCUCUAGAUCUCCGUAUUUUUCGCACGUGCGACAUUCUCUGUAGCCUGUAUAAUUUUGUUUGACCGGAUUUAACUUUCAAAUAUUAUUGUACCUACUUCUUCCAUUCCGAUAAUUGCUCGCUUGCAGAUUCUAUCUGCUGGCCAGAAGCUCCGCUAAUAAAUCUACGCUGAGA
This is a messenger RNA of Paramacrobiotus metropolitanus, 1049 nucleotides long. RefSeq names its product ATP-dependent RNA helicase A-like. The record is from RefSeq and is a predicted model, not a curated record. NCBI's taxonomy places the organism in Eukaryota, Metazoa, Tardigrada, Eutardigrada, Parachela, Macrobiotidae. Bases 404 to 802 code for a protein of 132 amino acids. The transcript has 3 exons.